Messenger RNA from Andrographis paniculata, 1512 nucleotides. RefSeq names its product probable pectate lyase 18. The transcript is spliced from 4 exons. Bases 49 to 1269 code for a protein of 406 amino acids. Gene Ontology annotation, molecular function: pectate lyase activity. Lineage: Eukaryota; Viridiplantae; Streptophyta; Magnoliopsida; Lamiales; Acanthaceae. The record is from RefSeq and is a predicted model, not a curated record.
ACUCUCUCACUCAUCAAGAAAUCCUUUCAUUUCUUCUCAAACUUGGCUAUGGCAUUCUCUUCAAUGGCCCUCUUAUUCUUUAUAUUAUGUCUACUAUUCCCAUCACUCAUUAUUGCUUCACUUCCAACCCUACAAGACCCUGAAUUAGUUGUACAUGAAGUACAUAGGAAGCUAAACGCGUCAAGGAGGAAAUUAGGAUUCUUGUCGUGCAACACGGGAAACCCUAUCGAUGAUUGUUGGCGUUGCGACUCGAAUUGGGAAAAGAAUCGCCAAAAGUUGGCGGAUUGCGCCAUUGGCUUCGGCAAAAGUGCCAUCGGGGGAAGAGACGGGGAAAUUUACGUCGUCACUGACUCUGGGGACGACGACCCCGUCAACCCUAAGCCCGGAACCCUUCGUUUUGCAGUGGUUCAAGAUGAUCCUUUAUGGAUCAUCUUCGCACGCGAUAUGGUGAUUCAGUUAAAAGAAGAGUUAAUAAUGAACUCAUUCAAAACUAUCGACGGUAGGGGCGCGAGUGUCCACAUUGCCAACGGGCCGUGCAUCACUAUACAGUACGUGACCAACAUUAUCAUCCACGGGGUACAUAUACACGAUUGUAAGCGAGGAGGGAAUGCCAAUGUCCGAUCAUCUCCACACCACUACGGUUGGAGGACCAUAUCCGACGGCGAUGGAGUGUCCAUUUUUGGCGGGAGCCAUGUGUGGGUGGACCAUUGCUCGUUAGCUAGUUGCACGGACGGGCUCAUCGACGCUAUCCACGGAUCGACGGCUAUUACAAUCUCGAACAAUUUCUUGACUCACCAUGACAAGGUUAUGCUCUUAGGACAUAGUGACACUUACACUCAAGACAAGGGAAUGCAAGUCACAAUUGCCUUUAAUCACUUUGGAGAAGGGCUUGUCCAAAGAAUGCCAAGAUGUAGACAUGGCUACUUCCAUGUGGUGAACAAUGACUACACACAUUGGGAGAUGUAUGCAAUUGGAGGAAGUGCUGACCCCACCAUUAAUAGCCAAGGCAAUAGAUAUCUUGCCCCAAAUGAUAGAUUCAAUAAAGAGGUAACCAAACACGAAGAUGCGCCAGAGAGCACGUGGAAAAAUUGGAAUUGGAGAUCGGAAGGCGACUUAAUGUUAAACGGUGCAUUCUUUACGCCAUCGGGUGGUGCCACCUCGUCUAGCUAUGCCAAGGCAUCGAGCUUGGGGGCGCGCCCGUCAACCCUCAUUAGCUCGAUCACCGGUGGUGCCGGCGCCCUUAAUUGCAAGAGGGGAUCCCGAUGUUGAUGAAUAUAAUUAUAUAUGUAUAUAUAUAUAAAUGUUUCAUGUGGCUGGGUAUAUGCUGAUUUUAUUUAAUAUUGUCUUUUUUUAUUUCAAAAUUGGGAAUUAUAAUGUUGUCCUCGGCGAGGUAAGCUGAAAAUCUCAAGACUACCUGGCACGAGUGAUUAGGUGGCUUUUGCAUCGUGAAAAAUAUAGUCGAAAUGUUGAUAUAGAUGUUCAUUUAUAUAUGAUAUUAUCCAUUUAUGUCUA